AUGUCUCGGACCCUGCAGAAGGACAUCUGUUGCCUGCAAGACCCUGGCACUCAUGCUAGCUCUGUCAACCCGGCCCGAAUCAACGAGCACAUCCCGGGCCACCUCAAGUACGCUUGUCGGUACUGGGUCAAGCAUCUCCAACACAGUCCUGACGCACUUGACACUGCGUCAAUCUACGACUUUCUCUGCCAUCACUUUCUACACUGGCUCGAGGCUCUCAGCCUUGUGGGCAAGGUGCACGAGGCGGUCCAUAUUCUAACCGACCUACAGUCGCUCUGUGGAUCAGACUAUAAUCUUAAGCGGUUCCUGUACGACGCAUACCGAUUUACGCUGGCGUUUCGGUCGGUAAUCGAAGAGGCGCCGCUCCAGACGUACAUCUCAGCACUGUUGUUCGCACCGCGCCAGAGCAUUGUCAGACAACAGUUCUCGAAGGAGAUCCCGCAGUGGGUCGUGGGCGAGCCCCAAGUAGAAGAAGAGUGGAGCCCGGUAAUCCAAGUACUUAAAGGCCAUUCGGACUGGGUUCAAGCGGUGGCAUUCUCUCCCGACGGAGUAGUGGCGUCUGGAUCUUUAGACAACACGGUCAAGCUGUGGGAUGCGAAGACGGGCCAGCUGCGCACUACGCUCGAAGGCCAUUCGAGCUCCGUUCAAGCGGUGGCAUUCUCGCCCAACGGAGAAGUGGUAGCGUCUGGAUCUAAGGAUAACACAGUUAAGCUGUGGGAUGCGAAGACGGGCCAGCUGCACACUACGCUCGAAGGCCAUUCGAGCUACGUUUAUGCGGUGGCGUUCUCGCCCGACGGAGGAGUGGUGGCGUCUGGAUCUUUAGACGAGACGGUCAAGCUGUGGGAUGCGAAGACGGGCCAGCUGCGUACUACGCUCGAAGGCCAUUUAAGCUCUAUUGAAGCGGUGGCAUUCUCGCCCGAUGGAGAUAUAGUAGCGUUUGGAUCUGCGGAUGAGACGAUUAAGCUGUGGGAUGCGAAGACGGGCCUGGUACGUACCACGCUUAAAGGCCAUUCAAGCCCCGUUACAGCGGUGGCAUUCUCGUCCGACGGAGGAAUGGUGGCAUCUGGAUCUGAGGAUAAGACGGUAAGGCUGUGGAAUACGAAGACGGGUCAGGUGCACAACACGCUCGAAGGCCAUUCAGACUGGGUUCAAGCGGUGGCAUUCUCUCCCGACGGAGGAGUGGUAGUGUCUGGAUCUUGGGAUAAGAUGGUUAAGCUAUGGGAUACGAAGACAGGACAGGUGCGCACCACGCUUGAAGGCCAUUCGGACUGGGUUCAAGCGUUAGCAUUCUCGCCCGACGGAGGAGUUGUGGUGUCUGGAUCUAAGGACAACACAGUCAAGCUGUGGGAUGCGAAGACGGGCCAGCUACGUACCACGCUCGAAGGCCAUUCGAGCUACGUUGGAGCGGUGGCAUUCUCGCCCGACGGAGGAGUGGUGGCGUCUGGAUCUUUAGACAAGACGGUCAAGCUGUGGGAUGCGAAGACGGGCCAGCUGCGCAUCACGUUCGAAGACCAUUCAAGCUGCGUUACUGCGGUGGCAUUCUCGCCCGACGGAGGAGUGGUGGCGUCUGGAUCUUUAGACAAGACGGUCAAGCUGUGGGAUGCGAAGACGGGCCAGCUGCGCACCACGCUCGAAGGCCAUUCAGACUCCGUUUAUGCGGUAGCAUUCUCGCCCGACGGAGGAGUUGUGGUGUCUGGAUCUAAGGACAACACAGUCAAGCUGUGGGAUGCGAAGACGGGCCAGCUACGUACCACGCUCGAAGGCCAUUCGAGCUACGUUGAAGCGGUGGCAUUCUCGCCCGACGGAGUGGUGGCGUCUGGAUCUUGGGACAAGACGGUCAAGCUGUGGGAUGCGAAGACGGGCCAGCUGCGCACUACGCUCGAAGGCCAUUUAGACCAGGUUAAAGCGACCAAGCCUGGAACGUAG
This is a messenger RNA of Lasiodiplodia theobromae, 1926 nucleotides long. Its product is annotated as WD repeat containing protein. Gene Ontology annotation, molecular function: protein binding. Gene Ontology annotation, cellular component: transcription repressor complex; nucleus. The transcript has 3 exons. The coding region runs from base 1 to 1926 and encodes 641 amino acids. The record is from RefSeq and is a predicted model, not a curated record. NCBI's taxonomy places the organism in Eukaryota, Fungi, Ascomycota, Dothideomycetes, Botryosphaeriales, Botryosphaeriaceae. Gene Ontology annotation, biological process: negative regulation of transcription by RNA polymerase II.